Crotalus tigris (Tiger rattlesnake) is the source of this 3635-nucleotide messenger RNA. It is a transcript of the gene ASPNAT, whose product is annotated as N-acetyltransferase 8 like. Gene Ontology annotation, molecular function: L-aspartate N-acetyltransferase activity. NCBI's taxonomy places the organism in Eukaryota, Metazoa, Chordata, Lepidosauria, Squamata, Viperidae. Bases 77 to 970 code for a protein of 297 amino acids. Gene Ontology annotation, cellular component: mitochondrial membrane. The record is from RefSeq and is a predicted model, not a curated record. The transcript is spliced from 3 exons.
GCCCCCGCGCCAGCCCCGCCGCCGCUCCCGCCGCGGUCCUUCUGCAGCGCCCGCGCUCCGCCCGCGGCCCGUUUGCAUGAAUUGUCCGCCCGCCGAGAUGGUUUGCGAGACCAAGAUCGUGGCGGACGAGCGCGAGUCGCUCGGCGGGGCCGCCGCCAAGGAGAGCCGCCUGCUGGCCGCCCCCGCCGCUGCCGCCGCCGCGCAGAUGUGGCCGCCCGGGGCCGCCGCCGCCGCCGCCGCCGCGUCCGGGGCCGGUCCGGGGGAGAGGGCGUCGGCGGCGGGGGCGGCGGGGCUGGGCAUCCGGCCCUUCCACCCGGCGGAGAGCGAGGCGGUGCGGCGCAUCUUCUACGAGGGCAUCCUGGAGCGCAUCCCCAACACCGCCUUCCGCGGCCUCAAGGACCAGCCGCUGGCCCAGCUGCUCUACGCCGCCGUGGCCGUUAUAUGCUUUGUUGUGACCAAGUCCUUGCUGGUGACCUGCUGCUUGCCCGUCUUUCUGAUGGGCCUGAGGUACUACUUCAGUAGGAAAGUUAUCCUCAACUAUCUCGAAUGCGCCCUGAAUACGGACAUGUCUGACAUUGAGCAAUAUUACAUGAAAUCCCCAGGUUCCUGCUUCUGGGUGGCCGUGCUAAAUGGCAAUGUGGUGGGCAUCGUGGCGGCCCGAGGCAACGAGGAGGACAACACGGUGGAAUUGCGCCGCAUGUCCGUGGACUCUAAAUACCGUGGUAAAGGGAUCGCUAAAGCUCUGGGUCGCAAGGUGCUGGAGUUUGCCGUGGUCAAUAACUACUCCUCCGUGGUGCUGGGGACCACGGCAGUGAAGGUGGCAGCCCACAAAUUGUACGAGUCCUUAGGGUUCAAGCAUGUUGGGGUGGUCGAACACUAUUCUCUGCCUGGAAUGACCCAUUCUAUUCUAGAGCAAAUAUUUUUCCAGCUUCGCUACCACCGCUAUUGCCUGCAGCUGCGUGAAGAAUGAGGGAACCUCAUCUUCAUGGUGGUCCUCCCCAGAACCUCCUUGCCAAUGUUUUGUGGAGGUUUGUGUCAUGGUUCCUUUGCCAUUUCUUCAUUUCAUGUUCUUCAUUGGCUUUGUACAAGUCCUUGUACAAGCGAAGGGCCCGUCUUCUUCUUUUCUGAAGUGCUUGUAGGGUGAUGGUGGCGCUAAUGCUGGAGAUACGGUGGACUGCUGCCCUUGGCCUGGCCUGGGUCAAGGUCAGGAUGGACACGCUCACUCUCCCAGUCUUAACCCGGUUGCCUACAUAAGCACAGAAAUGUCAAUGCAUAACAAGGCUGCUUCUCUGACGUGUGUUAUAAAUAAUAAUGAUAAUAACAAUUAAUAAUCUCCUUUUCCCCUCCCCCCAAGUAUUAAAAAAGCGAUACUUCAUGAUACAGCUCAGUGCAAAAGUUUUAUGCGAAUGCAUUUCUCAGCAUUUUAUGAAGUCGUAUGCAUUCAUGUCCUCAUGAUACAAUGCCGGUUAAUCAUGCUGACAGAAAAUGUGAAAAUCCUGCUUGCUAUAAUGCAUGAAGAGGAAGUAUUUGCAUGCAUUCAAGCACACUACCAAGUAGGCGCUAAUAAUAAUAAUAAUGAUAAUAAUGCACUUUCUGGAUGUACCUCCUCAUGCCCAAAUUCUCAAGAAUAUUGGUGCAUCUCACACCCAGGACCUGGUCCUUGAUCCUAGUUUUCUUCCUAAGCCAGCAACUACGAGCCCUGAGCCCAGUGUAACAUAUGUAAAUUACCGAAAUAUCAAAUAUGUGAAUGUAGAUAGACUUUGAGAUCCCCUGCCAGAUACCUCCAUCCACAGUGUUAAUUUUCCUUUAUUGAAGAGUUUUGUUUAUUACGUUUGCUUAAACGAUCCAAACUCUUCGCUUUUGUGGACUGGUUUCCCAGAGGCAAAACGGAGACUUCUGUUUCUAUGGCAACACACCUGUACGCUAAUAAUGUGCACCAAAUCUAAACGCUUCAGAAAAAGCAAUAUGCAAAAGAGAGAUGGCUGGAGUUGCCAGUUCGACUGAAGAGAGCUAGGAAAGCAAAGAUAACUAUUUUAAUCAGUUGCUACUUGCUAGUGGGAUAACAAAUUUAGGAGAGCUGCCGUACGACGUUACUGCUGCUUUAACAAUGUCACCUUUGUGAGUUGUACAGUUCCAUGCAAAAAGCAAGGCAACGCAACAGAGACAUGGCAUGCUGUCUGUUGGAGCCCAGCACGAAAACACCCGAGGCUGCAGCUUCUUCUGCCUUGAAAUACCAACCUUUAUUUCAAGAAACAGCAACUUUUGCAUUAAUUAUGUCCGAACAGAAGUCAGGCAGCUUUGAGGUUUAAAAGGCAACAGGUCAGAAAAGCUCGGAAGAUUUCUGGUUGCAUUUUAUUUGGGGAAGCAGCCUGGUGGACUCGGCUUGAUAGAAGCAGCUCCCAUUCAACGUUUCCUCCGGUUGAAAAAAUUGUGAUAGAAAUUAGGCCACCCCACCUGGUUGGGGGGAGAAGGUCCCGGGGACGGAUGGCACUGAGGGGAGAGGAGAGUGGAAGGACUCCCACCAAGCCGGUCCUUUGGCCUGGCUGCUUGUGGGGGUCAUUCUCCAUUUUGACAACAGAGGACAGGAGCUGUGUCUCCAUUGGUAGGGAGACUCUUUGUGUCCUGUUUGGGUCUCAAAACGAGGAACGGGUGGAAAGAUAGCAAAGGCCCCACUGAGGAUAAAGAGGCUGCCCUGAGUUUCCCUCGCUUCAGAGCCUUGGUGAGGAGCCUGCAGCCCCUUCCCCAUCACUGUCCUUCCUCAAGACCAGCCAUAGCUCCAUCCUUACCCAGGAAGGGCACCAAUGAUGGGAGAGGGGCUUCCUCGUUGCUCCCGUCUCAAGCGUGGGGCACCUUGGACCACAGAGGCGCUCCAGGCUGAUGACCAAAUAAAGGGAGAAGGGCGGGUCACAAAACCCCGUUUUCUGCUUCAAUGGCGAACGCCUUCCUGCCUCAGACAGGGCCCUGAGCUAUAAAUGGCAAGAGCAAACUGUGUCGCAGCAAUAAAACACUUGAUCAGUACUAAAGACUGACCUGAUGAACAGAAUGUACCUGUUGGAACCGAGUGUGUGUGUGUGUAUGUUGAUGUAGAAUGUAUUUUUUUUAAGAAAAGAAAAAUUCUAUGCUGUACAUUUCUCUUGAAGCUCAAAUGUGUACCGUUUGAGGGGCAAAAAUGUAGGACAGAGGUGUAUAGUGUACAGAAAUUGGUACGAUAUUUUAUAGCUGUUUUUGGUGAUUACAUUAAACUGCCUAACCCAGAUGAAUAUUAUAAAGCGUUAGGGGGAAAGGGGAAGGGAAAGAACUGCUUGUGCCUUUUGAUUUGUUUUUCCUUUUGUGUUACCCUUGCACUAAAUGAUUUCUGGAAAAUUAAUUGUACUACAUAGCCUAAUGGAUUGGACGAUGAACGGAGAGGCGUGGUACAUGACUCCUGUGGACUACGAUUGAUUUUUUUAUUGAGGCACUUUAAGAAUGUGGACAGUUUAAUGCUUGCACCAGUGGAGAUUGCCCCUUUCGUAGCUGGGUGAUCCAACACCAGAUUGCGAAGUCUACUCUGGAAGACCUUGACUGAACUGUAUGAUAACAUUUUUACCAUUGCACAUGGGAGCAAGUUUCUGAAAAUACAUGGGUUUUGAAGUGUU